AUGGAGGAGAGGAAAGGUGAAGUUGUCCUGUUUGGAACAUGGGCCAACGCAUUCUGCACUAGAGUUGAGCUAGCCCUCAAACUAAAAGGCAUACCCUAUAAGUAUCUGGUGGAAGAUUUGACAAACAAAAGUGAGUUGUUCCUUAGCCUCAAUCCAGUCCACAAGAAAGUACCUGUGCUUGUUCACAAUGGGAAAUCCAUUGCUGAGUCACUCGUUAACCUCGAAUACAUAGAAGAGUGCUGGGACACUACCCCAAAACUAUUGCCUGAGGAUCCUUACCAAAGGGCAAAACUCUGCUUUUGGGCCAACUAUUAUGAUCGAAAGAUUGUGCCAAGCUUCUACAUCAUCUUCGGGUCCAAAGACAAGGAAAGAGAGAGAGCCAUUGAAGACUCGAGCCAAUUGCUUAAGGUGUUUGAAGAAGGUAUCGAAAAGUAUUUUCCAGGGCAGUCCCCAUUCUUCAAUAGGAAGAUCCUAGGGUAUCUUGGUGUCAUUAUUGGCUCACUUGCAUGCAACUACCAAGCUGUUGAUGAGGCCAUUGCUUUUCAUGAAGUUGUUGCUGUGGUUUUUAGCCCCGAAAAGAACCCAGCAAUUUUGGCAUGGUUGAAAGCUCUAAAAAACCAUCCAUUGAUGAAGGAAAUGCUCCCACCUAAUGACAAGUUGGUUGCUGAGAUGAGAGGAAAGUAUUUGGGCCAAUCUCUUUAA
This is a messenger RNA of Quercus lobata, 702 nucleotides long. Its product is annotated as glutathione S-transferase U10-like. The transcript is spliced from 3 exons. Gene Ontology annotation, molecular function: glutathione transferase activity. The record is from RefSeq and is a predicted model, not a curated record. NCBI's taxonomy places the organism in Eukaryota, Viridiplantae, Streptophyta, Magnoliopsida, Fagales, Fagaceae. The coding region runs from base 1 to 702 and encodes 233 amino acids. Gene Ontology annotation, biological process: glutathione metabolic process. Gene Ontology annotation, cellular component: cytoplasm.